Sphaerodactylus townsendi is the source of this 2253-nucleotide messenger RNA. It is a transcript of the gene MEOX2, whose product is annotated as mesenchyme homeobox 2. Gene Ontology annotation, cellular component: nucleus. Gene Ontology annotation, biological process: positive regulation of transcription by RNA polymerase II. Lineage: Eukaryota; Metazoa; Chordata; Lepidosauria; Squamata; Sphaerodactylidae. Bases 211 to 1146 code for a protein of 311 amino acids. The transcript has 3 exons. Gene Ontology annotation, molecular function: RNA polymerase II cis-regulatory region sequence-specific DNA binding; DNA-binding transcription factor activity, RNA polymerase II-specific. The record is from RefSeq and is a predicted model, not a curated record.
GCACUUGUGCGGGACCACCUUCUUUUCGGGCGCCCGUCGGAGCGAGGCCGCGCGCGGGCAGGGCGAGUUGCGCGCGAGGAGCGGAGAGCUGGAUUCCUCGCGCCCUUGCGCCACCGCCGCCACUCGCAGCCGCUCGCUCGGGGGGGUGCCUGGGAGUGGCCGGGGGCAGAGGGGCCUCUCGCCGUGGGGCUUGUGCCGCCGUUGCAUGCCAUGGAUCACACGCUCUUCGGCUGCCUGCGCAGCCCUCACCAUGCCCCCGGGCAGGGCUUGCACCCCUUCUCGCAGUCGGCGCUGGCCCUGCACGGCCGCUCCGAUCCCAUGUCCUACCCCGAGCUCUCGGCUUCGUCCUCUUCCUGCAUCAUAGCGGGAUACCCCAACGAGGAGGGCAUGUUUGGCAGCCAGCAUCACAGGGGGCACCAUCACCACCACCACCACCACCACCACCAUCCCCACCAACAGCCGCAGCCGCAGCAGCCCCUGCAGACGAACUGGCACAUCCCGCAGAUGGCCUCGCCGCCGCCUCCCCCGCCGCCUCCGGCCUCGGCCAGGCACAGCCUGUGCCUCCAGCCCGACUCGGGAGGAGCCCCGGAGCUGGGCACCAACCCUCCCGGACUGUGCUCCAAUUCGUCCAGCCUGGGCAGCAGCACCCCGACGGGGACGGCGUGCGCGCCGGGAGAUUACGGCAGGCAGGCACUGUCGCCGGUGGAAACCGAGAAGCGAGCGGGCAAGAGGAAAAGCGACAGCUCAGAUUCUCAAGAGGGAAAUUAUAAAUCAGAAGUCAACAGUAAACCAAGGAAGGAAAGAACAGCUUUCACUAAAGAGCAGAUCAGAGAGUUAGAAGCGGAAUUUGCCCACCACAACUACCUCACCAGGCUGCGGAGAUACGAGAUAGCAGUUAACUUGGAUCUUACUGAAAGACAGGUAAAAGUUUGGUUCCAGAACCGGCGGAUGAAAUGGAAGCGGGUAAAAGGGGGGCAGCAAGGGGCUGCCGCACGGGAAAAGGAACUGGUGAACGUGAAAAAGGGCACACUGCUUCCCUCAGAGCUUUCUGGCAUUGGUGCAGCCAGCCUCCAGCAUACAGGGGACUCACUAGCAAAUGAUGACAGCCACGACAGUGAUCACAGCUCUGAGCAUGCACAGUUAUGAUAAAGCAUGAAAGAGUCACAACUCCAUUCUCAGGAAAGAUAUGCUAACACAGCAAGCUUUACAUGGACAUUAUGGACCUAUGCAAGUGACUCCAGCAAUAAAACAAAAUUGGAUGUAUGGUUUCUGCUUCUCUUGGAACCUUUUUAGCUAAAUUCAGUAAGUGCCAUGUCUUAAAUGUGCCUUAUGAGCUGAAGCACCCCCAAUACCUUGCUUUUGAACAUUCCAGUUAGUUUGUCAUUUCAGUGACAAUGGGCAGGUAUUUUUUGCUUUUGCUUGCACUGAAAAUGCCAUUGUUUUCAUUAAAGUUAAUAUUCUGGGGAAAAUGUAAAAACCGCAGUGCCAACAGAAACACUGUCUAGUGGAUAAGAAAUAUAUUUUAACUCUGUAUAUAUCUAUUUUACAGCAUUUGUACUUUUCACUCAUUUUUAGCAAUGCAAUCAUAUUAGCUGAUGGCAAUAGUCACUCAUGGCAAUAAAUGGCUUUUUAUCUCUAUUCUUGUUUUGUUGCCCCACAGAUAACUAUAAUAAGUGCAGACAAUUGAGUUUGGAGAGUGAACAAUGCACAAGAGUCUGCUAGGCAAAGUCCUUAUACCACAGACAAAACAAAUCUUAUGUUGCAUUUACUAUCAAUUGCUGCUAAUCGGAAUUUAUUAAACCUUGCUCCUCAAAUCUUCUUAUUGUAUAAUAGCAAAGUUGUUCUUCUAUGAUCAAACAAGAUCUACCAUCCAUUCAAUUUUUUUACACUUUAUAUAUUUUUGACAUUUUGGCUCACAGCAGCUGCUAGCCACAUGCCAUGUGUUCCAGAGUAGCUCUGAUCCGCUUAGUAUCACUGUCUCAAAGGUACUGAGUGGUAGUGAGUAGCUUGUGUACACAAACUGGACACUUUUAUCUUCUGCACCAUCACUCAGAUCUCUUUAAGCCAUAAGGAAGAUUUGACUAUCCCUGGUAACUGUCAAACAAAUUGAUUAAACAAAGCUCUGUAUCAAAAUGCAAAGGUCAAGGCAUCCUUUCUUUUCCAAGGUUGUGUGUAAAUACAGUCCAAACUUUACACAAACCAUUGAUUGUACUUUGUAAAGGAAAUCUUUAAUAAAUGAUGCUUUUGAAAUAC